Molecule: messenger RNA, 1959 nt
Organism: Corylus avellana
Lineage: Eukaryota; Viridiplantae; Streptophyta; Magnoliopsida; Fagales; Betulaceae
Source: RefSeq, a predicted model, not a curated record
AUGUCUGACGAACAGAUCUUGAAGCUAAUUUACGCAACUCAUGUCCAUGCUGACGAAAAGUUUGAUGCCAAGGCUCUUUUCAUCGUAGCAAAAAACAUUCUUAAGCGAGCCACCCAUAUUGUUGACAAUGUCGUGGGUGCUCAAUCACAUCAGGAGGAUUUGGAGGAAAAGGCACCCAACCCCAGCUUGAUCCCCCCACUGUGCUUACUCAAGCAACUUUCUUGCGAGAUGGCAUGCAAGGAUCCGGGUGAGGAAAUUGCACACAAAACAACGAUGUCCAUACUCAACAAGCUCUCAACCUAUUCAUGGGAUGCGAAGGCAGUGCUGAUACUUUCUGCUUUUGCUUCUGAGUACGGGGAUUUCUGGCUCCUUGCCAAACUGAACUCGUCGGACCAACUCGCCAAAUCAGUGGGGAUCCUGAAACGAGUACCAGUCAUCUUAAAGCGCCCAGACCUUCAGAAAUAUGGGAAAUCGAUUGAUGAACUUAACAACCUGGUCAAAGCCACAUUGAAAGUCAUCGAGUCAAUCUUUGAGUUGGAGAAGCUAUUUGUCUACGAUACAAAGGAUAUACCAGCAUUAUCACUUGCCAUGGAUUGCAUCCCAGUGGUUGUUUACUGGGCUAUCAUAAGUAUUGUAGUUUCCACUACUCAGAUGUGUUGUCUCACCAGCGAUGAGGACAAGACAUUGGAAUUAUCGCCCUUUGCUCAGAAAAUCAGCUUCACCCUAUACUCUCUAAAGUUGCAGAUAGACGUUUGCAAUGAACAAAAAGAGGUAAUAGAAGCAUAUAGGAAACUCAAGAAACUCUUAGGAACACCUACUGAAAUCAUGGAGAUUUUCAAGGCCCUGAUUUUUACCAAGGAUAAUGUGCAGCAUCUUAUUGAUGGUUCCACAAACAAAACGGUUAGCAUCGAAGUGCUGAGAAAGAAGAAUGUUCUCUUGUUCUUUUCGGGCUUGGACAUCUCCAUUCAUGAUAUCUCGAUUCUGAAUCCAAUCAUUGAUGGAAUAAGGAAGAAGAAUCAGUAUAAAAUUGUAUGGAUCCCAAUUGUGGAGAAGUGGACCGAUGACUUGCACAAGAAGUUUGAGCUACUGCGGCCUAAGAUGUCGUGGUACAUAGUGCAAUACUUUUCGCCUGUAGUAGGCAUCAAGUUCAUCAAGGAAGAGUGGAACUUUGAGAAUAAGCCUAUUGUUGUGGUGAUGAACCCACAAGGGAAAGUGGAACACCAAAAUGCACUCCACAUGAUUCGGGUGUGGGGAAUCAAUGCCUCCCCUUUCACUAAAGAGGUUGAACAACAUUUGCUGAAGGAAUCAAAUUGGCUUGAAUAUAUAAUGGCUGGAAUUCAUCCAAAUUUGCAGAAAUGGAUGAGAGAGGAGAAGUACAUUUUCUUCCAUGGAGGCAAGGACAACGUGUGGAUCCAACAAUUUGCAAAGAAAGCAACUACCCUCGCAAAUGAUUCGAUUAUAAAGGAAAAAAGGAUUUCCAUAGAGACAUUUUGCUUAGGAAAAGACAGCAAAGGGGAAGAUGACCUCAACAUCCUAGGGCAUUUCUGGAACAAAAUAGAAAGCCUUUUCUUGUGUGCCAAGGCAAACAAAGAGACAGAAGAGAACACUGUGAUGCAAGAAAUCCAAAAGUUGCUUUCCUUCAAGAAUGAGGGUGGAUGGGCUAUACUGGUCAAAGGGUCAAAAGUGGUGGUCAGUGGUCAUGGAACGAUAAUUCAAAAGGUCUUGGAUGAGUUUGAAAAAUGGAAGGUUUACGUGUCUGAGAUUGGCUUUGAAGCUUGUUUCCAGGAACACCAUGACAAGCUUCUUGAAGGGGAUCGCCCAUGCUGCCGUGUCGACAUCCCAUUCACUGCUGGAAUGAUCACAGAGCCUAUGAAAUGCCAUCAUUGUCCCCGUGUCAUGCAGACCUAUGUCAGCUUCAAGUGUUGCCAUGUUGAUGGUGCUACGAAAGGGCUGCAUUAG